UGUAUUGCAAAGGAAAAUCGAUGAAAAUUUCAUCAGGAUCGCUUUAAAUGGCUCAAUUUUGCUCGGAAAACCGAGACAUUGCAUGCUAUUUGGUCACAAAACACUCAUGGAAGGGAAAGUACAAACGGGUGUUUUCUAUCGGGACACUGGCCAUCACCACUUACAAUCCUAAUACCUUGGAGAUUACCAAUCAAUGGCUCUACGAGGACUUCUUAUCAGUGAAACCACUUCGAAAUGGAGGUUCAAAUGAUUCAAAACAGGAUGAAUACAAGAUUCAUGUUAGGAAUCGUGGAAAAAACAAUGAUAUGCGUUUUUCAUCUGAUUAUACCACCGAUAUACUUACACAUUGUCUGCAAUUCAGCACCAAGUUCGCUGAUAAGAACUUUGAACCUUUGACGGUAACUGCAUUCAAACAAAGUUGGAGUGAUCGUCGAAUUCCCGUAACUCUACGAGCAAAUGCUUCUUGUUUGGAGCAAAUUGAUAAUCGUGGAGUCGUCGUUCAAAGUUAUCCGUACAAAAAUAUUCGAAGUAUUGGAAAAGUGUCCGAUUGUCCCGGUGGUUUUGUGGUUGAUGUGGGAGAACAUAGACGGAGGCACAUGUUCGCUUCUUCAAACAACGAAGAACUAGUGAAAGAGAUUCGUCGUUUAGCAUCUGAUAAUAUCGGAAUUAUCGUUCCAAUUGCUAAAGAGCAGCUAACACUCGAAGAUUUUAUGAGAACUCGACUCGGAUUGUGCAGUCGAGAUGAAGAGCUCACUUCAUAUGCUGAAUUCAAAAUUUCCAAAAUUACUCGAAGAAAUGAGAUGCCUGUUCGACGGCUUCUAUGUCUCAGUGAGACGUGUAUUAUUGAAAGAGACUUGGCUACUUAUGCAGUGAUUUGUGCAACUCCACUGAAACAUAUCGUUUGCCUUGUUCGAAGUGAAAAAGAUCCCCAACAAUUCAUUGUUGAAUACGAAAAUGGAGAUGGGCGAGCAUAUGUUGCUGCUGAAAGAGAUUUGAUCUUAGCCUCACUCUUAGAUGGAAUUCGUGCUUCUGGAAAUAAUGAAGUGUUCGUUUGUGGACACAGAUUUGAAAGGAAUUUGAGAGUGAUCCCAUUCUCAACGAAUUUGGAUGAAGAUAGUGAAUCUCAAUGUAUGAAGCAUAUUAUUGCACCUCCACCUGGACUUCGUCGUUGUGAUUUGAUCCGUCGCUUCAACGCAAAUGUUCCAUAUUCUGGUCUUCGAUUUUCAAAGUCGCACGAAGGAUUCUUCUCAGAAAACAAAGGAAAAGUUAUUGUAAAUGCAAUUGAGGCAGUUCUAAUGGAGAAUUAUACAAAAGACGAUAAGGAGUACAAGCACAAAACUGAAGCUCAGUUACAGUGUUUACGAAGACUUUUUGCGUCGAAAAGUGGAUUCCAGGCAUUUACAGAAGUUAAUGGUGUUCGUGAGAAGCUUGGGAGUCUUGUGGUUCGAGUUCUAUCUUGGAAAUCUGAAUCAAUUGAUCAUUCGACGGUUGAAGCUCUUUGUGCAUUGAUGUAUCCAAUGCAUGAUCAAUAUGAACUUAGAAUAGAGCAACUGAACAAGCAGAGUCUGAUGAGCAGCCCAAAAUUUGUGGAGAACUUACUCGAUUUGAUUGUUCUUCACGUGGAUCGUUCAACUGGAUGGCUUGUGAUUGCAUCAAUGCUCAAUUUCCUCACAUUUUCCGUUUGCUCUCCGUACUCUGAAACCACCGCUGGAGAUACUUUCGAUCAUAUUCUGAAACUCGUAUCUCUCCGAGGGCGCAGCUUUUUCCGUUUAUUCCAAUGUCCCAGUAUGACAAUUGUUAAAGGUGCUGGAAUGGUUAUGAGAGCAAUUAUCGAAGAAGCUGAUGUUGAAACUUCAAAAUCAAUGCAAAUGUUAGCACUAUCAGAAGGAGCAUUCUUGACACAUUUGUUCAUGUCAUUAUUGUCAACUGGAAAAGAUUUACGAGUAAUGACAAAUAAACAAUUGUCUGGACAUUUGAUAAGUCUUUGGAUAGCUGAUAAUCAACAGGCUAAUGAUUUGUUAAUUAGGUGCCUGCCCCGUGGUCUAUUGAACUAUAUGGAGUCAGACGAAAAAGUUCCAGUAAACGAGAAAGAUCUUCUCAUUGUUCGAAAUAACUUUGAUGCAGCAUCAAAUGAAACUAAGCAGAAUGCGAUGAAGGAGAAGUUUGACCAGCUUCGAGUUACUGCUGAAGCUGGUUUGGAAAGAUUUGUGCAGCACUGGGAUCUCGAACAAAAACUCAAUUUUCUUCCAAAACGAGUUAUUGAUGAGAAACAACAACAAAGACAGCAACCGGUUGUCCUGAGAAAACGAAGAAAUCGAGUACGGCCAAAUGUUAAUUGGAAACUAUUUGCAUAUCAAUUCUCGAAGGAUCACUCUCAGGCAGAUUUAAUUUGGAAUGAGAAGACGCGAGAAGAGUUCCGUCAUGCAAUGGAUACAGAAACACGAGCUCUUAUCAGUGAAAAAGAACAAGCACCAACUGGAUUGCCGAUUGCUUGGAAUCAUACUGAGUUCCAAAUCAGAUAUCCAUCACUUUUAGAAGAAAUUAAAAUUGGAGAUUAUUACCUUCGAUUGCUUCUGAUUGAGGCAGACGAAAAUGCGACUCCGAUUCAUAAUCCGCUGGAGUUCUUCAACAACGUCUAUCAUCGUUUCCUACUUUCCACUAAAGUUGACAUGAAAUGUCUGUGCCUUCGUGCAAUGGCUAUCACCUAUUCUCGACAUCAUAUGACAAUCGGAGCAUUUCAGGAUUCAAAGUAUUUCGUAGAAAUGCUUCAAAAAUGCAUAAAUCCGUUGGAAAGAGAUCAUCUUGUGCUUCUGUUAUCGAAACUAGCACUGAAUAAGGAUAAUGUUCGAGAACUUAUAAUAUCCAAUAUUCUUCCACUUUUGGUAGAUCUUUGUGUUCUUGCACAUUUACACGUGCAGCGAGCAAAAGUUCAAAAUCAGACAAAUGUGAUUGAGGCAAGUGCCGAACAAAUGGCUGAAGGAGGUUCUGAAGAAUGGUAUUAUCAUGAUAAGGAUGCUAAACAAGUCGGACCAUUGUCAUUUGAGAAAAUGAAGUCUCUUUACACGGAGAAGACUAUUUUUGAGAAAUCUCAAAUUUGGGCAGCUGGAAUGGACAAGUGGAUGAGUUUGGCUGCAGUUCCACAAUUCAGAUGGACUGUUUGUCAGCAAAAAGAUCAGCCGAACGAGAUUAAUACAGGAAAAGGACCAUUCCAGGCAACUGUCAUGAACUUCACAGAUCUCAGUGUUCUUUGUUUAGAUACUAUUCUUCAGAUGUGCGAAUUUUUCCCAUCAAGGGAUUCUCAUGAUUGUGUGGUCCGUCCGAUGCCAUCUGUCAAGAAGCAGCUCACUGAGCCAGUACUCCUUUAUCAACUCGUUCAACUUCUUCUAACCUAUGAACCACAGAUUGUGCAGAGAGUUGCUCUACUACUGUAUCUUGUAAUGCAGGAUAACCCAUUUCUUCCACGACUUUAUCUUUCUGGUGUCUUCUAUUUUAUUCUUAUGUACAAUGGAUCAAAUGUUCUUCCGAUUGCUCGAUUCCUUCACUAUACCCACAUGAAACAAGCAUUCCGUUCUACACUUCCACAAUUUGAGGGACAACGGCAAUCAGUUCUUGCCACUCUUCUUCCAGAAGCCGCCACAUUCUAUUUGGAACAAUAUGGACCUGAAAAGUAUGCCGAAGUGUUCCUUGGAGAAUUCGAUAAUCCCGAAAUCAUUUGGAAUACGGCGAUGCGUCGACAUUUGAUUGAACGAAUCGCUGUUCAUGUUGCAGAUUUCUCGCAUCGAUUAACAUCAAAUGUUCGAGCUUUAUAUCAAUUCUGUCCAAUUCCUUUGAUCGAUUAUCCAGAACUUGCUCAGGAACUCUUCUGUCAUGUUUAUUAUCUUCGACACUUGUGUAAUAAGCAAAGAUUCCCUGAUUGGGAAAUUAGGGAUCCGAUUCCGUUCCUUCGAUGUUGCCUUGCCACAUGGUAUAAUGAGCUAGAGAAGAAGCCGGCGACGAUGUCAGUCGAUCUUGCAAGAGAGAUUUUAUCAGUUGAUUUGACUAACGAAGAACACCGAAAACCUGCAUUCAUACGUCGUCAAUAUUACAAACUCGCUGCUAAAUACCAUCCUGACAAGAAUCCAGAAGGAAGAGAAAUGUUCGAACGAAUAAAUGCAGCUUAUGAACUAUUGAGCAGUGAAACUGCAAAUAAUUCAGGAAUGCCGGAUUCGCAUCGAAUUGUGCUUUGUUUACAGGCACAAUCCAUCAUUUAUAGUAGAUAUAGUCAAGAAUUAUCCGAAUACAAAUACGCUGGUUACUCUCAACUCAUUAAAACUAUCGAUUUGGAAGCAAAAGACGAAGCAUUGUUCAUAAAAGGAGGUGGAGACCUGUUGUCAGCUGCUAUUGAACUUGCUAAUUAUACACUUAUUAGUAGUGCUUUGAAUGCUGAACAAUUGAGAAGAGAUAAUGGAUUAGAGGCAUUAGUAACUGCAUUUGAUCGAUGUGUUCCAAUGGUAACAAUGAGUUCAUUACCUGAUGAUAUGGCUGUUCGAGUUUGUAUUCAUGUUUGUGAUUGUUUUGCCACUGCUGCAACAUUUGAAGCGUGUAGGCAGCGACUGAUGGAGAUGCCAUCCAUAUUUGGAGCCCUCACUAGAUUACUUCAAUUUUCGAACUUACCCCGUCUCUCCACUGCAGCAGCUCAAUGUAUUCGUGCAAUGGCAGUUGACACACUUCUUCAAUUCCAACUUUUCCAAACUGGUGUUCUAUGGCAAUUGGUACCACAUCUCUUUCAUUUCGAUUAUACAUUGGAUGAAGGAGGUGUUCAACAUUCAGAGGAUUCUAAUAAACAAUCACUCGCUAAUUCAUUAGCUCGUUCUUCGUGUGAAGCUCUUGCAGCUCUGGCUGGAUUCCGUGAGAAUACACCGGAUAAUGAUGGAGUUCAGGCAAGCCUUCGAGCUCUACUUACUCCUUACAUCUGUCGAUGCAUGAAGCUUGAAACAAAUGAUAUGGUUCUGAAAACGCUGAAUAGUAAUAUGGAAAAUCCAUAUAUGAUCUGGGAUAAUGGAACAAGAGCUGAAGUUCUCGAAUUUGUGGAGAGACAUCGAACUUCUAAUGAGCCUACGAGUGAGCUGUACGGAGCCGAAUUCGAGUUAUCUGUGCACAAAAAUGAGCUUAUCGUUGGAGACAUAUUCAUCAGAAUCUACAAUGAACAGCCAACAUUUGCUCUUCACGAACCCAAAAAAGUUGCAAUCGAUCUUUUGGAUUACAUCAAAAAACACUCGGCAGAACUAACCGGAGCUCCAAAACCUAAAGCAAUUUCGGAUGAUUUGAUUGAAAUUGACUGGGGAAAUGGAUCACAGGCUAAUGGAAACUCAUUGGACACAGAAACAAAAGUUCUCAUGACAAUGACUGCAUUAGCUAAUUUAGUUUCAGCGAAUCCAGGUGCACUAUUUGCAAACAAAAAGGGUGUUGAAAUUCUACUAAUUGGAAACUUCCCACUUCUUAUCACUUAUCUACGUUGUCGAAAACAUCCGAAGCUUCAAAUUGCUGCACUUCAAGUCAUUCUGUUGGCUGCAGCUAAUAAGGAAUGUGUAACUGAUUUGGCCACGUGUAAUGUCACUACAACACUUUUCACACUUUUACGUGAUCAGCCGAAGAUGAUAGCAAGAGUAUUAGAUGUUCUGAUUGCACUUUCAUCAAAUGGACAAAUUGGAAAAGAAAUGUUAGAACAUGGAGGACUUAUGUAUAUUCUAUCAAUUCUUUGUUUGACAAAUUCUGAUCAAGGCCAAAGACUGCAGGCAGCCGAGCUUUUGGCCAAACUUCAAGCUGAUAAGCUUACUGGGCCAAGAUGGACACGAUUUAUUAUCAAGUUUUUGCCAGAAAUAUUUGCAGAUUCAUUGAGAGAUUCGCCCAAUACAGCCCUUCAAAUGUUCGAUUCAUCAAGCGAAAAUCCAGAGCUUAUUUGGAAUGAAGUAACGCGUCAAAAAGUGAAAGGAAUCAUUGAUACAGAAGUCGGAAAACUCUAUGAACAACACAUCAAAGAUCCAACUGUCAAAUGGAAUACGACUUCAUUGGCUGACAAGAGUUGUGCCUAUGGUGAUAGUAUUAAUGGUGAACUUGUUGUUGGAGGUGUUUUUGUACGAUUAUACGUCGAAAAUCCAGGAUUCAAUGUCAGACAUCCAAAAUUAUUCUCAACAGAGCUCAUCGAAAAAGUGCUUGAACUGAUGAGUCGUCCAACUCCAGAACUCGAUUUGGUCACAAAAGCCUUUGUUGAACUGGUCCGUCAUCAUCCGAAUACUGCUGAUCAAUUGCCAUCUCAAGGAUAUCUACCACAGUUCUGCACUGCAAUGUGUCUUCAAAACACAUCUGCGUCUCGUUCAGCAAUUCUAAUUCUUCAAGAAUUGAGCGAAAAUCAAUUCUGUUGUGAUGCUCUUUCUCAGCUGCCAUGUAUUGAUGGAAUAAUGAAAUCAAUGAAGAAUCAACCAAGUUUGAUGAGAGAAUCGGCGCACGCUUUAAAAUGUCUCAUGAAGAGAAAUACAGGAGAAUUGGCUCAACAAAUGCUCUCAUGUGGAAUGGUUCCAUAUUUGUUACAAGUUUUGGAUAGUUCAAUGAAUGGAGUAUCAAACGGAGCAGCUGCUCGUGCCGAGAUUGUUGACGCAUUAAAAAGCGCAAUUUUAGAUCUGAAAGUUGGUCAGAAGAUUGCUGAGAUUUUAGACAAGAGUCCCGUCUGGGCACAGUUUAAAGAUCAACGACAUGAUUUAUUCUUGCCAGAAGCGAGAACUCAAGCUAUUACAGGAGGUCCAACUGGUGUUGCUGGAUAUCUAACAGAAGGAAUGUUCAAUCCACCACCAAUGAGCAAUCAGCCACCACCAAUGCAUCAAACAUCUGGAGAUUUCCAACCACCACUUUGAGUGGAACUUCUCAAAAUUUAUUUUUCAAUUCCUUCCAAUUUUGUACAUUUUUGUAUCUCCUUUUCAUCUUCUCAUAUUCAUUUUUUUUCUCUUUGUUCAAGAACUUUUGUAUUCUUGAGCAGUUUCCUUACUGAAUAAUUUAUAUAUUUAAAUAAUUAAAAUUCAUUUUCAAAACCCUCUCUUUUAAAAUUUCCCGCAAAAUGUGAUAAUUUUUCGAAGUGUUCCCCCUUGUCGCGUAUCUACUUUUGAUUAUUUUUGAUUUCCCGUGAUUUUUUUGUGAAAAUGUUGUUCUUCUGGUGCUUUUCCCCCAUUUUCAGCGGAUUUUUUCGACUUUUGUUCUUUUUUCUUUCGAUUGUUUGUGCGCACGAAAUUUUGGGAUCCCUACACAAGUCUACGGUGAACUUUUGACAAAAUACAUAUUUUUAGAAAUUAUUAUUGCUCGCGCACCAACUUUUUUUGUGAAAUUUGAUAUAAAUUAUUGCUUUCCUCAU
Molecule: messenger RNA, 7378 nt
Organism: Caenorhabditis elegans
Lineage: Eukaryota; Metazoa; Nematoda; Chromadorea; Rhabditida; Rhabditidae
Gene: rme-8
Product: J domain-containing protein
Biological process (GO): endosome organization; regulation of early endosome to late endosome transport
Cellular component (GO): cytosol
Source: RefSeq, marked reviewed